Molecule: messenger RNA, 1309 nt
Organism: Solea senegalensis (Senegalese sole)
Lineage: Eukaryota; Metazoa; Chordata; Actinopteri; Pleuronectiformes; Soleidae
Gene: ahsgb
Product: alpha-2-HS-glycoprotein 1
Exons: 7
Coding region: 34-1194 (386 amino acids)
Biological process (GO): negative regulation of endopeptidase activity
Cellular component (GO): extracellular matrix; extracellular region; blood microparticle
Molecular function (GO): cysteine-type endopeptidase inhibitor activity
Source: RefSeq, a predicted model, not a curated record
GCAGUGCUCAGCUCUGUCGAUCUGCCUCACACCAUGAAGACACUACACGUCGUAGCGCUGCUGUGUUCAGCUGCGCUGCUUUGUGACACUGCCCCAACUGCCCUAUUGCCGGUAACGUGCAGCGAGGAUGGUAUGGCAGCGGCUGCACAUUUUGCAAUGCACCGUAUCAAUGAGAACCAUCACCAUGGCUACAAGUUCAGACUUGGUGAGAUCAAGGGAAACAAAAUAGACAAGGUUGAUGAUGGCUGUAAUAUUGAGCUAGAGUUGGACCUGAAUGAGACAAAGUGUGCCACCGUCAACCCCAAACACUUUGAAGACUGUGAGACUCGGUCAGAGUCUUCGCGGGCAGUGGUGGCCAACUGCACCAUUAUGAUGAGUGUCAAUGCUACCGGAACAGCCGUUAACAAAUAUAAAUGUGACACAAGACAAGAAAAAACUAACCAGGAAAUGGUGAGGGACUGCCCUGACUGUCCAAUCCUGAUCUCACUUCGAGAUCCUCAAGGUCUCACCUCCAUUAGAGAAGCUGUGGCAUCAUUCAACAAGAACACCAGCAAUGAGCACUUGUAUAUACUGCAUGAAGUGGGCCGCAUCAGCUCUUCGUACAUGUUUAUGGCAGGGAUGGGCUACUUUGCUGAGUUUCUCGUUGUGGAGACUGGCUGCCCUCGAGAAAGCAGAAUCGCAAUUCGGGCUUGCAGACCACUCUGUGCUGACAAAGCUCGCUUUGCUUUCUGCAGGUCGUCUUAUACAAGUAAUAACGGACUUUCUUCUGUUGACUGUGAAUUUUAUCCCCCAGUGGACACUGCUCCUGAGAAACCUGAUGAUAUCCUAAUGUGUAGACGCAGUUUUGGUUUAGGCCCUCCUAAUCCUGGGCUCACUGUAGAAGCCACACCAUCUACUGAUGGAGGACCUCCACAUAAAGAUCGUGGACCUCCACAUAAAGGUCAUGGACCUCCACAUAAAGGUCAUGGACCUCCACAUAAAGGUCAUGGACCGCCCCCUGGUCUAGCACCUCCUGCCCCUCCUAUCGGUGCUGAUCGCAGUCCUCAUGGCCCACCUGGACACAGGGAAGGUGCGCACCCCUUUCUUACCCUCCAUCCCUGUCAUAGUAUCAUGGCCUCAAGUGACACAGCCAUCCACCCCAUUUGCCCCUUUCCUUUCCAUGGAGGACCAGGACAAAGACCAAGCGAGUCAUAAGAUUCCCGUUUGCCACUGUUGAGAAGAUUUUCUCUGACAUUCUACUGCAUGUAAGAGCGACUUAAAAGCAGACAACACAUUACAGAAGAUGCACAAUAAAGUGUCAAGGUGUCAA